Molecule: messenger RNA, 684 nt
Organism: Leguminivora glycinivorella
Lineage: Eukaryota; Metazoa; Arthropoda; Insecta; Lepidoptera; Tortricidae
Product: dihydrolipoyllysine-residue acetyltransferase component of pyruvate dehydrogenase complex-like
Exons: 4
Coding region: 1-684 (227 amino acids)
Source: RefSeq, a predicted model, not a curated record
AUGAAAUCCCCAUUGACCAACAAUACUGUAUACGACUUAACUGAUGAUGAGGCCGGUGCUUCAACGUCGGGUGCGCUGCCUGCUGCUGGCGGGCUGCGAUCGGUGGUCAUACAGAAUGGAAGCGCCGCCGGGCCCCGCGCGGUGGACGCGCCGGCCCCCGCGCCCCCUCCCGCACCCGCCGCCGCCGCGCCGGCGUGCGCGCCCGCGGCCGCGACCACCACGCCGGCUGCGCCCGCUCCCGCGCCUACAUCCGCAGCUACCACCACACAGGUGACCGGUGAACAAAUUGGUUUACAAGAAUCUACGCCGAUUGUGACCGUGCUUGAUCCCGGUUUAUUAUGUUUGUUGGGCGAUGAGCCCGAAAAAGAAGAAACAUUUGGUCCUUGCAUUCACGACGAUAUCUCAACGAGAUGGUCCGACAUUCUAGUUAAUGGCAGGAGCAGGACCGUCGACAUCGAGGGCUUUAAACUGGAGGGGGCAGCCGUCGUCGGCGUCGCGGCCGCCGCUUCGCCAGAGUCGCCAGACGCCAGCGAGGACGAGCUACACGCGUGGCGGGCGCAGACCGCCGCCGCCGUCCCGCCGCGCGAGCGACCGCCGAGCGCCGCCGCCGCGGCCGCACGCCCGGACCUCGCGCCGCUAGCAUCGGAUGCCGAUACACAACCUCAGGCUGUUAAACUGACGUAA